AUGGCAUUCAGACGGCGAAGACAUUAUGAACAUGAAACUAACAAUAUUGUCGUCAAGAUUCUGCUUGGAAUUGUAAGUAUUAGGGUCGGGCGAGUAAUGGAUUCGGGAGAGGGUGAAAAAAAAGAAAAGGGCAUGUACUUUUAUAAAUAUACUUUCAGUUUCUUCUGAGUGUGUUCUACAUCUCAAUUAAAGCAAUACUUUACAUCUUGUUUGACACAGAUAAUGACAUUGAAGUAAGGCUACGUAAAGCGGCCGAACCUUGCAGUUCGCCACGAUAUGCCAUUUUAUGCAACUGCUUUUAUCAAUCUUCAGUUGUUGUUGGUAUGUGGGUAAGUCUUGCACCUUUUUUAUCAGUUUGAAGCUUUCUUAGGUCUGGCUCUAGCUCUUUUUCUAGCUCUAGCUUUAACUCUAGCUCUAGCUCUAACUUUAGCUCUGGCUCUAGUCCUAUUCAUAAACUUAUCAAGAUUUAAAAAAAACUAAAUUUUUUUCAUAUUCAGUUACUACGAACCGCCCGUUUACGACUACCAUACCAUCGAUUUCAAAGUCAAACUCUAAGCGAAAGUUUUGAAAUAAAGCAGAGCCAAAAGAUAGCUGUUAUGUAUCCAGUGGUGCUGGUUUGUUUCAUAUUAGGCUGUUUGGGGCUACCGUGUGAAGCAUUGACAGUUUAUAUUGCAUUUGCUAAAGAUUUAAGCCCAAUUUGGAUGGAGCUGUAUCGCAUGUUUAUUAAUGUAAGUUUCUGUUUGAAAUUAUUGAAAAGUGAGGGCUAAAUGUAAAUUUUAAAAAUGAAAAAUAAAAAAAUAUUUUCUUUAGCUAGACUAUUUUUUCAUCUCACUGUACACAAUAUUUGCUACACUAUAUGCUUACUGGAAGUUUGGGAUCAUUAUCAAGCUACAACCAAAAAAAGUCCACUAUAAAGAUAAUGCCAAAGAAAUAGAAGUUUACUUCAAUAGUCUAGUAUUUGACUGGGAGGACAAGUACAGAAAGAGAUACUGUAUUUAA
Messenger RNA from Bursaphelenchus okinawaensis, 999 nucleotides. NCBI's taxonomy places the organism in Eukaryota, Metazoa, Nematoda, Chromadorea, Rhabditida, Aphelenchoididae. The record is from the annotation of a GenBank genome assembly.